Pseudocercospora fijiensis CIRAD86 is the source of this 3019-nucleotide messenger RNA. RefSeq lists its product as uncharacterized. The coding region runs from base 1 to 2991 and encodes 996 amino acids. Lineage: Eukaryota; Fungi; Ascomycota; Dothideomycetes; Mycosphaerellales; Mycosphaerellaceae. The transcript has a single exon. The record is from RefSeq and is a predicted model, not a curated record.
AUGCUACAUGGACGACUGACGCCGCUUGGCACGCAGCUGCGUCAGGUGCUGGCCCAUCUCUCACCAAGACGACGUAGCACAUCGGCUCUAUAUCAACCGUGCAUUCCGCAAUGCCAUCCACGCCGCCUGCAGCAUGGCAGUGGCAUUGGCAUUCCUUCUGCCAUUCAGCCUGCCAUUCCGACCAGCAAUCCACCAGAUAUCCAUGAAGAAGAUCGACUACCAGCACAAGGCUCCGCCUCAACACCUCCCUCGAAGCGUCUACGCAAUGUUGAUUUUGACGGCCGCCACCACGUCGAGCCCACUGCCGAAGAGGCAAGCCUCGCGCCCGCAUUCCUUCUACAUGCGAGCGAGUACAGCGAUCAGCGCGCCUACAAGCAUCGAAAUGCACGCAUGAGCGCGCUUGAGCGUAUCUUCAGGGACUUCGUAAAAAGCAGCAAAGCAGACCGAGAUUCAUUGGCAGCAGAAUGGGAAGUGUCAUACAAGCCAACACCUCAUGCCUUGGAGGUCCUGCUUGCAGCACGGUACAAUGUCACACACUUGGUCGCCUGGGCUCAGAUCGAGAAUGAGUCGGAUUCUUUCGCAGCAGCAGCGAAGCUCGAGGCGCUGCUGAAGUCUAGCACAACAACACCAAUACCUCUAUUCUUAUACAUGGGUAUUGUCGACCGGCUGUAUGUCAGCGCGAAAGCUCUGCGAGUACUGCUCAGGCUUGCCUACGUGCUUUUUGACCCCAGUGAUGCACGACCGCUCCUGCAUGGCUUACGGGACGAUUCUGUCUUCAUCGCAGGAGCCGGCCUACUUCGACAUGCGCGAGAAGUCUGGCCAUCCAGUCUCACGGCGAUUGUAGAGCUGGUCGUCAAUCAUUAUCGAAAACUUGAGCUCGAUGAAGAUGCUUUACCUACAGCUACACGAAAGUUGAACAAGCUCCUGAAGCUUGUCUCAAUGUCAACGGCAGAGAACCCAUUCAGAGAUAACCACCACCAAGAAGCCGCAAUGCUGCCAAUACUACAAUUCAUGGCAGAGCACUCGCCAUCCAUGCAGAUCAACCGCGAAGGCUACAGAGCAGUGAUCAGAAUUCAGUUGGCGCAAAGAAAGACUCACGAGGAUCAGCAGUGGGCCGAGCUCAAGUCACACGCCUGGCCACCUUGGAAAGUCGAUCGCACAGCAAUGGACGAGUUCAUAGAUGUCGAGAAUUAUGGUCAAUCGAAAGCAGCAAGAACUCUUGCGCGCAUGAGAGAAGCCGGUUAUGCGCCUGAAGAGUGGGAACGCAAUGCUCAGAUCUUUGCUGGAUGGGAUGUCGACGGCACGCCGACGAUACAAACUCGCACGACUCGGGACUCGCGAACGAGCGCAUGGGCUGCCCGCAUUGAAACAACGAGGACAGUCCAGGAAGCCUGGGCGUGCUACCUCGCUUGGGAAGAGUGGGCACUGCCGCACGAUCAGGACAUAUACCUCGCGACUGCGGAGAAGCUUCGCGAAGAAGAGAGAAGGUCGCAUAAGGAGGAAGUGAAGGAGGACCGCAAUGACCAUGGAAAGGCCUGGCCUGUCUUGCCAGGAGAUGUGAGAGAAGUGGCGCCAUUGCCGAAAUCGACGCACUUGUGGACCUAUACGCGUACCAAACCACCGAGUAUGCACAGCUUCUAUUCUCACAUCUGCGCCCGGGGGGCAGUGCUGGGGAAACACGUUCUGGCCUUCUUCGUAAGCCACGCUGGUACGCCAGAGUCUGGACUGCAGUAUUUGCGAGAUCAUGUCUCUCAAUGCCCCGAGAUUGAGGGCAUUCUCAACCUGAGAUCAACACAUGAUCUGACAAGGAUUUCCGAUCCCAUCUACAAAGCUGCCAUCACGCUGUACUCCCGAAUGGGCUUCGUUCCCUCGGGAAAGCUCUUAAAAGGUCGUGGACAAGAGAUUCCAGAGACUGGUCUGAAGGCUGACUACGAGAUUGGCAUCGUCUCUGCAAUCGAGCUACUUCGCCGUCGUAAAGAUCCGCACCGAGCAUGGUAUCAUGUCGUCCUGCAGGGCCUGACUCGCGAGGACAACUUGCAGCAAAUGUCAAAACUCAAUGUCGACGAAAAGAAUGCUGUCGCCAACCAUGAUGCCCCCCUUUCCUCGGAUCUUCUGCAAUGCCAUGGCGCAGUGAUUGCCUACCAACUUGCUCUGAAAGUGCUCGACUGGCAGCGCGACCACCACAUCGAUCCCGAUUCAGGUACUUUUUACAGCUUUUGCCGAGCCGUGGAGAACUUCGCAGUGGCUGUAUGGAUUGCUGUAGAAAACGGACAGCUUAUCGGGAACCUUCACGACCGCCGAUAUUUCAAUAUUCGCCUACUUCUUCAGGACUCCCCGAAUGAGCGUCAGAGACGACAUCCAAAAAUUGCUUGUCAGGAAGAAUUCUUGCGGCUUGUCUCUCCGUUACAGGAUGAAGGCGAUACAUUGGCAGUGCCCGGCCUUCCUCGCCUACUCACAACACCCUCACCUUAUGCCUUGCACGCAUACGUCCGUGCUCUAGGCUGGCUGGGAUAUUAUGACGGACUCCUGGACCUCACGCAAUUUAUGCGCCAACAUGGAGACGAGCUGGCCAUCCGCAAAAGCCAAGAUCGAGGCGGAGAAAUGGCCAUGAGAAGGACGAUCGUGGCACUCAGAGUCUUCCUGGAGCGUAGCUGGCUUCCAAACGACAGACCAAAGGAAGAGGCGGAUGUAUCCAAGCCACCACCCCUUGAUGCUGCAACAUACGCACCUCUCGAAGCAGACUCCCGCGCACCUUUGCCAACUUCAGAACCAGAGCCAGAACCAUACAAGCUGUCAAUUCGGUAUCAGGUACAUGCUGAUCGUGCUUUGAAACUGCUUGCACAAUUCCGCGCGUCUGCGAGUGAAGAGAUCGUUACUGCCGUCCGCGAAGUCGUGGAAGAUGUCGGGGAAUGGGGUGGCUGGCCUGAUGAGAAGGAAGUAGAGAUUUAUUGUCAGGAUAAGAAGUUUACUUCGAGCCCUUUUCGGAAGUAGACAGAGCAUCUAUGCAUUCGCACAGCUG